AUGAAAAGAAGAACAAACGAAACGACGGACAGCAAAGGAAAGUACCACAGGCUGAAGAGGACCAGCGAUGAUGGCUUCAAUGAUCUUCAGUUUAAAGGUCCUCCAGAAAAAGUGCCAUACAAAGCCAUAACAUUAGCAUGUGUCUUAUUUAUCUUUGGUUUUCUUCUCAUACUUAUUGGGUCCUUGCUUUUGUCAGGACACAUAAAUGCAGAAUAUUCUGACAGGACAUGGCCCCUUCUAAUAUUAGGCAGCCUGAUGUUCAUCCCUGGAUCUUACCAUGUGUACAUUGCAUACAAAGCUUGGAAAGGCGCUGAAGGGUACUCCUUUGAUGACAUUCCAGAAUUCGAUGACUAA
Helobdella robusta is the source of this 354-nucleotide messenger RNA. RefSeq lists its product as hypothetical. The transcript is spliced from 3 exons. Gene Ontology annotation, cellular component: endomembrane system. Lineage: Eukaryota; Metazoa; Annelida; Clitellata; Rhynchobdellida; Glossiphoniidae. Bases 1 to 354 code for a protein of 117 amino acids. The record is from RefSeq and is a predicted model, not a curated record.